Messenger RNA from Purpureocillium takamizusanense, 531 nucleotides. RefSeq lists its product as uncharacterized. Lineage: Eukaryota; Fungi; Ascomycota; Sordariomycetes; Hypocreales; Ophiocordycipitaceae. The transcript has a single exon. The coding region runs from base 1 to 531 and encodes 176 amino acids. The record is from RefSeq and is a predicted model, not a curated record.
AUGCAUGCAUGGAGGCAACAUCACCCGGUAUCACGGCGAGCCCGAACGAAAGAUGGCGGCAGUCGACUGGAGCGCGCGGCGCCCGCCUUGGAUGAUGGCGUUUGCUUGCCGCAUCUGGGGGGCAGCAAAAAGCAACCGGCCGCCCGCCCCCUUGCGUGGUUCGACCCCUGGAACCACGCCCGACAAGCUCCCCUCAUCAUGCCAUCCGUCCAUGCCGUCGUCCAGCGCUCGUCUGCGCUCAAGAGGCAUGAUGGAGGGCGGGCACCACCCGGCAGAGACACGGCCGGCCAUGUGGUUGGCCGUGUAGGCGGGUCGACGAGCAUCCACCACCACCUGGCCGCGCUGCUCCACAUGGUGCAGGGGGGGGGGAGGAUGCAUCUGCAGCGGCAACAGAAGCUGUUUGUUCGUCGACAACGGCAAGACGAGGCGUCAUUGCUGGGCCCUGGUGGCGUCAAAGACACUCACACACACCGACCCAGGAUGAAGGAAAACCCCGCGCGAGAUCUGCUGGCGGCGCCGGUCGGGCACUGA